Myotis brandtii (Brandt's bat) is the source of this 1070-nucleotide messenger RNA. RefSeq names its product myosin, light chain 1, alkali; skeletal, fast (gene MYL1). The coding region runs from base 182 to 751 and encodes 189 amino acids. Gene Ontology annotation, molecular function: calcium ion binding. Gene Ontology annotation, cellular component: contractile muscle fiber; myosin II complex. The transcript has 7 exons. Lineage: Eukaryota; Metazoa; Chordata; Mammalia; Chiroptera; Vespertilionidae. The record is from RefSeq and is a predicted model, not a curated record.
UAGGCACUAAGUGAAAUAUAUACGCAGGCCCUUAUGCCACUUAAUACCCUGGGGCCACCUUCAAGACACUGGGCCGUGGAUCAACCGCACCGCCACUCCUCUUCCAAGAAUCACUUUGACAGGUUCUUUUGGAGGUGCUUCUUCUCUCUCUCUUUUGUAAAAACCCAUUCUUUUCAACAAAAUGGCACCAAAGAAGGACGUGAAGAAACCUGCGGCUGCUGCUCCUGCCCCAGCCCCUGCCCCAGCACCUGCACCUGCCCCACCCAAAGAAGAAAAAAUUGACCUCUCUGCCAUUAAGAUCGAGUUCUCUCAGGAACAGCAGGAGGAUUUCAAGGAGGCGUUUCUCCUGUUUGACAGGACAGGUGAUAGCAAAAUCACCUUAAGCCAGGUUGGUGAUGUCCUCCGGGCUCUAGGCACAAAUCCCACCAAUGCAGAGGUCAAGAAGGUGCUGGGAAAUCCCACCAAUGAAGAGAUGAAUGUCAAGAAAAUUGAGUUUGAACAAUUUCUUCCCAUGAUGCAAGCUAUUUCUAACAACAAGGAGCAGGGCACUUAUGAAGACUUUGUUGAGGGUCUGCGUGUCUUUGACAAGGAAGGCAAUGGCACGGUCAUGGGUGCUGAACUCCGUCACGUUCUAGCCACACUGGGUGAAAAGAUGAGAGAGGAAGAAGUGGAAACGCUGUUGCAAGGUCAAGAAGACUCCAAUGGAUGCAUCAACUAUGAAGCUUUUGUCAAGCAUAUCAUGUCUAUCUAAAUGGAGCUCUCAAGAUCAAGCAUUGUUUAGGAAGACUGGCUGGAAACUUAUUUAUAACACCCAUGUCCAGAUCUGUUUACCAUCGUUCAGAAAAACAAAACAAUGUAGACCAUUCUAGACUGAGGACUUCCUGAAUUUUUUUAUACCUACAUUUCUCUCUGAAUUGCAUUCAUAUAACACAAACCAAGUGUCUCCCGCUCUAGACAAGGAUAAAAUACUGACAAUCUCAAACCCAAGCACCACUCUUUAUCUUCUACCAUGGGUCAAUUAACAUCCUUAAAUUAAAAGAGCAAUAAAUAAUUUUGGUCAGUCUGGAAUA